Messenger RNA from Aureobasidium melanogenum CBS 110374, 570 nucleotides. RefSeq names its product Mog1p/PsbP-like protein. NCBI's taxonomy places the organism in Eukaryota, Fungi, Ascomycota, Dothideomycetes, Dothideales, Saccotheciaceae. The transcript has 3 exons. The coding region runs from base 1 to 570 and encodes 189 amino acids. Gene Ontology annotation, cellular component: nucleus. Gene Ontology annotation, biological process: protein import into nucleus. The record is from RefSeq and is a predicted model, not a curated record. Gene Ontology annotation, molecular function: guanyl-nucleotide exchange factor activity; small GTPase binding.
AUGCCCUUUAACAAAACCGAGCUCUACGGCGGUGCCAUGACCGUCGAACUUCCAUCCAACUUCGCAGACGUCAGCCAAAUCAGACAAGUGCCCGACAAUCAAGAAGUCUACCUGGACAAAGAUGGUCUUUCAAGCAUCGUCUUUGACAUUUUGGAACGUGUCGACAAGCCGGAUCUGGAUGCCCUGAAAUACCAUCUCGAGGAUAUCGUCGAGGAUGAUGUUAAUGGCACAAAACUCUGGACUUCAAAUUCUGCAGUUCUGAACAAACUACCAUCUCAAACACCCGCCUAUACUCUCUUCGCCACGCACACAGCAUCAGCAGACGCCGUGUCUCGCGGAAAAGCCCCCGACUUCACAGGCAUCUUGCUCACACUGAUCCGCCUGGAGCGCCAACAGACCGACCUAGUCAUCUGCAUCAACGUCCCCCACGUGGACGGCGAAUACAACAAAGACGACGUUGAUCCUUCAGCUGGAAAGCAAGGACCCAUGCUGGAUGCCGCAACAUCAUUCCGCGAUCGCAUUUUGCAGACUUUUGAAAUCAAGGAUUGGGAUCUGUUCGUUCAAGAAUGA